GCCAGAAUCCUAACCCAAAAAGGGGGAGACGAUCACGGGCAGUUGGAGUUAGGGUUAGCUCCUAAGAAUCCUCUACCCAGAUUUGAUGAGAUUUUGCCGCUGCUGGAUUGUCAAAAAAAAAUUCAAGAUUCGAAAAUUAAUGAUGUUUCCCUCUCCAAAUCCGCUUAGGAGUCGUAGCUCGGGAAUACUUGGGAGACGGUACGCCUCCUCUCUCUUUAAAAGACCGUACUCACCACUGACUCUUCUCAAGGACUUUCCUAGAAGACAGUGGCAAUCGGUUUCGACGGCUAAUCCCUUCCCAAAGUAUUUCCCAGCAGACCCGAGCCCUGGUAAGUGGGUUAUUCCCAUUGAUUAGAUUCUCUUUGCACCUGGGCAAUUGACCCGCUCCUUUGCUAUUUCGACAUCACAUCACCCAUCCUCGGUCCCAAAACCGAGCUCGCUAAUGAUGGCGACUGCCUCAGGGGCUUCUUCUGAGGAUGCGUUUAAUCGUUCUAUGACCCUUGCUCCUCUGCAGGAUACCAAGAUGGUUCAUAUUACUGAUGACCAGGUGGUGCAGUUCUCUCUAGAGGAGGUGCAAUCGACGAGAUUCAGGAUCUCCCGAACCCCUUUUGGGCUGCCUGUUCUCUGAUAAUCAGAUUUCGCUGGCCGAACUGCGGGAAGCGGUCAAUUUCCACUAGCAGGGAAAAAGCCAGAUACGCGUCAUGAAUACCAAACAUGGCCUUCUUGAGUUUGUGUUGCCGUCUGAGGAGUCCAAGAACUGGGUUCUCGAGAACACCCCUUGGAUUAUCAAAGACAGAAUUCUCCAUCUCCGAUCAUGGACGCACAAUAUUGUUCAAAGAACAUUUGACGAGCUGGCGAUUGCGCCAUUCCGUGUCCAACUGUGGAACGUGAAGGAAGACUGCAUUACCAAGCAGUUUGAGCGCAAGGUGGUCAAUGACACCAUUGGUAAGGUUCUGGAGGCAGGUGUUUUUACCUGCCAAGAUACUGGGGAGUCUUUCGUCAAAGUGAGAUCUUUAAUUGACUUUACAAAGCCCCUUUGCUCUCAAUUAAUUGCGGCAAGUGAUGAACUGGGGUGUUUCUGGGUUAAUUUAAGAUAUGAAUACCUACCCUCGUUCUGCUUCCAUUGUGGGCGGGUUGGUCACUUGCAACGUAACUGUAUUUUUGACCCCCCCCCCCCCAACUAGAAAGGAGAGAUUCAACCCCCCAAAUGUCGACAAAAAAACUGGAUUCAAGAAUAUACGAUACGGAGGAGGAUCUUCCCUCUUUUCCCGGGGCUAGGAACUCUGUAUGGAUCAACAAGAAUGUUCCUGGUGGUGGGCGGGCCUCAAGUGAUAGGGUGGUACACCCAAACCUUGGCCGGGAAAACUUAGCGGCUGGAAAGAAGAUAGAGUCUUCUCGAAUUCAACUACGGGAAGGGAAGGCAGGGAUUUCCUCUGAUCCUCAGCCAGCGAUGGAGAAAAAGAGGAAUCGGCGUCUGAGUCCAAGGGGAUACUCCCUCGCGAAAUCUCCAAGGCUGCAUAUUGGCCGCAAGUUCCGACAUGGUUCCAGCAAGGCUGAGAUAGGUGAAACUUCCCGCAAUGCUGGACGUUGGGGAGCCAAAAAACCAAAACAGGUAGUUAAACCUUCUCCUGCUUCGAUGGAGAUAGAUGAGAAUCAGACCCGUCGACGUCGGCUCGUCCUGGAAGAGGAGUCCGAUGAUGGUAUAUCUCUAAGUGAAAUUCCCAGGCAGGUUGUGCCAGCAUCUCGCGGUGGGAACCCCCCUCCAGUUGGUGAUGGGGCCUCGCGCAUAAACAAAGGGAAGGGAUUGUUGCGUGUUUAUGAACCGAAGCAAGACAAGCAAUAGCUGAAGACUCCUCACAUCCCCAGGCCAUCAGAUCAACAACCUGCUUCACCGAUCCUGCGUUCGGCGGCCACCUAUAAGCUCAGGAGGGGGAAAACUCUUAUAAAAAAGGCUAGUUCUCCUGCGGCUGCUCCCCUGAGACAAGAAACGAUAAAAUGAAGGCCUGGACGAGUGGCUUUCCUCCCCUUUGCCGAAAGCCGCUAGCCCGGAUGGUUGCCAACCGACGGCCCAAAUGAUCCCAGGUGACAUUCAGGACUCGGAGGUGACCCAAUCGGAGGAUGAUGAGAAAAAAUUUGAAAUUAAAUAUCGUGUGAUUGGAACUAAUCGCGUGCUUAUUCGCCAACCCAGUCAGGGACGGGUUCGGCGGGUUGUAGCCGCCUUUGAGACUGGGUUGGUGCUAAAUAAUGAGGAGCGCGACAUCCAAUCCGAUGGUUCCCUUGAACAUGCUGAAGAGGAGUUGGAGCUUAAUGAAUAUGGAUCGAAUUUGCAAGAUCCGGGUAUUGGAGGAAGGAAAAGGGUUUGUAAAGAGGUGGAUGAUGAGACUGCUGAGAUUCCUACGCCCAAGAAACAAUUUGUGGAGGAAAGGGAUGAGGAAGAUGAUAAGGUGGAGGUUGCCAGCCCGAAAUGGCCCCAAAGCAUUAAAUGAAGAUUCUGGCUUGGAAUGUGAGGGGAAUUGGACCGUCACUCACAUUCAAGACUGCGGUCGGUCUUGUUCAUUCUAAUAAACCGGAUCUUGUUUUCUUUUCGGAGACAAGGUCACGUCGGCGAGUAGUUUCCCGUCGUAUGCGGGGCUUAGGUUUUGAUUCUUCUCAUGUUUUCUUUGUAGAUGCUCUUAAUGCAUCAGGUGGUCUUGUUGAUGCGUGGUCUCCCGAAGUUGAUGCUUUGGUUUUUUUCAUUUUAAUUUUCGUAUUGGUGUCCAAAUUAAUGAAGUGAACUUCUCCUACAUAGUGUUUUGUGUCUAUAUCAGUUGCAAUGCUUCUAUUAGAUUGCAACAAUUGAUGCAGCUUCGUGAGAUUUGUGAUGGGGUCUAGUUACCUUAUGUGAUUUUAGGUGACUUCAAUGUUAUACUGCAUGAAAGUGAGAAAGAUGGUGGGAAUCCUUGGAAUGCCUCUCAGUCGGGUGCUCUCCGGAAUUUUAUUCAGGAGCUUAGGCUCCAUGACCCUGGUUAUCAAGGGAACCAAUUUACUUGGACAAACAAAAGAAUGGGUAUCGACUGUAUCCGUGAGCGUCUGGAUAGAGCUCUUUGCUCUCAGACUUGGAUUGAUCGCUACCCUGAUACUCUUGUUAAACAUUUUACUGACCAGGGGCCGGACCAUCGUACGCUGCUCCUGGCAGAUAAGCCUUACGUCCGUCAUAGUCGCCCCUUAUUGCGUUUUGAUGCGCGCUGGGCGGAUAACCAAGAGGUGAGAGCAAUGGUGAAUUAUGUGUGGAAAGAGGAGGUCCAAGGGACUCCGAUGUUCCAACUUUGGGAAAAACUAAAGAAGCUUCGCCACUUGCUCUAUGACUGGAGUAGGGCAGGAACCACUAACUCCCUUCGGAACAUCAAAACUCUCCAGGCUGAGAUUGAGAGAAUUAAGGCGAUUCAUUCGA
Molecule: messenger RNA, 3430 nt
Organism: Linum trigynum
Lineage: Eukaryota; Viridiplantae; Streptophyta; Magnoliopsida; Malpighiales; Linaceae
Source: the annotation of a GenBank genome assembly